AGGUGUCCAGUAGGGGUCACUAUUGUGUAACAUUUCACAUAAUAUCAGUAGGAACCUUCCUUCGGGGUAACAGGUGUUGCUGGAGGGAAAGUGCGCACACUGUUUUUUGACCGCUGUUUGGAUUCUUGCUUUGUGGAAAUGAAGACAAGCUCCCAGAAGACCAAGAUUUUUUCUUAUUGGAAUACAGAGAGCUCUACAUUUUUAAUGGUUGUAAGGAUGCAGAUUUACCUGACUGAUAUUGUCAGGGGGCUGAAUGAAGUGGAGACCCCACUAACUUUUGGAGAUCCCAUCCGUCUCACCGUCACACCAAAAGAUGUACCUGAUACUCCUCCAAUACUGUCCAUUCUGUCCCCGGUAGAACCCGAUGGACAAGAUAUUUGUCUGGCCGCCGGGUUCUUUCCUAAAGAUAAGUCCAUGAUUCUAAAUGAAGAUCCUACAGACAGUUUGAAAACCGAAAAUGCUGCCUUGUCAACAAGCACUAAAACUUAUUAUUAUGCUGGUUUUAAACAAAAAAGUAUUACACAUUGCAAAAUUGAUCAAGUUGAGGCAACUCCGGACAGUCCCGUGACAGGUAAAGAUGAGAAAGACAAUUCCCAGACUCCAAAGACUUGUCCAACAAAAGCUCCUGGUAAUUCUCCCUCUGUGUCAACAGACACUGGUAAUCCUAAAACGAACUCCAUGACCCUACUUGUGACAGGUCUGAGAAUUCUGCUUGCUAAAUGUGUUGCAAUCAAUGUAUUGAUGUCUGUCAAAGCAUUUCUAGUUUGAGGUAAAAUUUGUUAAUUAUGAAUUUUAGUAGAAUCUGAACAAUUUGGGACGUUUCUACACAGAUAAGGGUGUUUAUAGCAAGCCACAAUGUCAAUAUUUGCAACUCUUUGGUAAUUAAUGUUACAUAAAGGAAAAUUAUAUGUAGAUCAAAUAAAAUGUGUUUUGUAGACUCUCUUGACAUUUAGAUUAAUUUCUGAGCUAUAGUAAAAAUUAUGCUUUGCAAUGCUUUCAUUUUUUAUAUAUGCAUUUUAAGACUGUUACAAACAAGUUGAAGGUAGAAAAAGUAGGAUGUUACUUUUUUUGUAUUUUUUCCAAAAUGUCACAGUAUAAUUUUACAAUUAUUACACAGCGAUGUUACAGAUUUUUCACUAUUGUCAUUGUCUAUUAACAUUGUCAGAUUGUUUAAUCAUUUUACUUGUAAUAUUAUCAUGCCAAAAAAAUAUAAAAUAAUAAAAUGCAUUUAUGAAGGUGAAGUUUCAUAUGAGUAUGUCUAAACCACAGUUUCAACAGCACAUAUGUGGCAGAGACACACUCAACCCACACUUUCAGAUUAAGAUCUACUGCUCGCUUUGGCUUCCAAGAAACUCUGCGUUUUAAAAAAAAAUUUCCACUGUGUGCAUAGAGAGCGAGACAGCUGUAAACAAGCCUUAAAGCCUAACACCACAGUUUUUUGUAGUAUUUAUAAUAUAUUACACAACUUUAACUGAAAUUGAUAAAAACAAUUCUGCCACAAAAAAAUGGUCAAACCACUUUUUUUAGACCACUGAUUACAUUUAAGAUGUUAGGUUAGUAUAUUAGUCUUGUGAGACAUCAAGGUAUAUUUUUAUCUUCAAAUCACUGAAUUUAUACCAAAUGUAUAAAAGUAUUCAUUCUUUAAUUCAUUUUUAUUAAGAGAAGCAUGGACAUCACAUUUUUUGUUGUUUGCACAAUAAUACUUAAUUCUCUGUAACUGGAAUCUGUUGUACACAGAUGUGGAUAAUUACAGUGCUUUAUGUUAAAAAAAUGGUUAUUAUAUUUAUUGGUUUUUCCUAACCCAAAAAUGCAAGCCAAACCAAUGCUCGGGUUUUAGGAGGUUAAAAUAGUCAGCUUUUGGUAGUUUACUUGUAAUUGAUUAUGAAUUAUACUGCCUUCUUGUGGUGUUUACUGGAAUGUUGCACAGCAAUUCUGAAUGUUCUUCUUUGUAGACUUCAGUGACCCCUAGUGGAAAAAUAUUAGUACUACAGUACCAAAUUAUUACUUGGCAGUUUGCAGGGCAGGGCUUAUACUAGACUAAAAUGCAUGUUUCAGCUCCCUCUAUUUUAAAAACACAUUGCCCUGAUAUAUCUUCUAUAUAAAUGCCAUUGUUUUGUCUUAAAAUUCACACCAGUAUUGUCUUUUUGUAAGGUAUGUUUGUAAAAACUACUUUAAUGUCCUGAUAUAACUAAGGCCUAAUCCUGGAUUAUUCUAACCUGGUCCUGGAAACUGACCAACAGUAUUUCAAACAAGUUAUAUUAUUAACAAAUACUUUAUAAUUAGGUUUAAUUUUAAAUUAGGUAACAAAUUAACAAUAUACAGUACUGUGCAAAAGUCUUAGGGCACCAUGCUACCAUUAGAUUUGUUGUUUUUGCAAUUGUAUAGUGAUCAUAUAUAAUUAUUUCUCAGGAAAUGUGUAUGUAGUAUUAAAAACUGUAUAAGCUGUAUUUAGGGUAAACUCCCCUUCCACUUGAGCAAUAGCAGGCAAACUGCAGGAUCUCUUAAACCUAAAUGAAAUUAAAUCCUAAUUUCUAAUUCUAAUCAAAUGACUUCAGUAUCCUCAUAAAAGCUCAAGAUGUGUUUCGUGCCAAGAGAGGUCACACUAAAUACUGACUGAUGCCUGAAGAAGACAUUUACUACUGAAAAUUGUUUUGUUUUUAAUUUUGUGUAUAUUUCCUGUAUUUUCUGUUUGUAUUUUAAAAAAAGUGAAAAAUAAAUAUGAAUGGACAUUAAAACUUUGCUAAAACAACAAAGCUGGUGAUGGCGGCCUAAGACUCUUGCACCGUGCUCUAUUUUCACAGCAUUUUAAAAACUUUGUAUGCUAGUUAAUAUACCAACACUGUUGUUUAUUGUUUGUUUUAACAAUAACUAAUAUUAACAGACACAACUUUUAUGUUAAAAGUGUAUAAGUAAGUGCUGAAAUGAACAUUUACUAAAAUUAAUAAAUGCAUAGAAGUAUUGAUCAUUGUAAAAAAAUUCUGUAGAAAUUGCAGCUGGGUUGCCGGUAAC
Misgurnus anguillicaudatus (oriental weatherfish) is the source of this 3009-nucleotide messenger RNA. RefSeq names its product T-cell receptor delta constant (gene trdc). NCBI's taxonomy places the organism in Eukaryota, Metazoa, Chordata, Actinopteri, Cypriniformes, Cobitidae. The record is from RefSeq and is a predicted model, not a curated record.